GCUUGCGAUAAGUGGUGUCCCGCCAGGCCGUGCUACUCUUUCAACGCAAACUGCAGUUCCGCCCCAAGCUUAACCUGAUCCAGUCGAGGGUUUUUCCUACUGAGUACACAGCUCCCUUUUGCACACAACGAAUUCGUGACCCAACAAGCUUGAAAUUUCUCGAGCCGUUGGUAUUCUCAGGAUCACAAAGUUGACCAUAUACAAGUGAAGUGCGCCAGUUCAACAACAAUUUACUGCUGCUACUUUCAGCGCGCGCGCGCGUCAAUUGGCACUGAUUGAGCGAGCCACAUUACCUUGUCCAUCAAUCUACUUCCUAAAACAGGAACCCUGACCAAACCGCCUUCCCACCUUUCCGGUCUCCCCUACUCACGUCAAAUCUUUGUUAUUUAUUAUUAUUGUUUUUUUCUUCCUGCCUAUUUUUUCCACCUCUCUUUCGAGUAGGAAAAUUACCACAUCUCCUGCCACUUGGCUCGUUUUCGCACCUCAACGUUUGCUGCAUUUGAAUUUUUCCUCUGCAGGAACCGUCGGGUUUCGUUUGCUUUUACUUUGUCCGCCCACAACGGCACUGCAGCCUUGGACCGCCAGAAUAACAGCUUGAAUUGCCUCUUCUGGUCGAGCGGCUCGCACCAGGCUCAAUCAAGCAAGAACACUCGGACCACGCGUGCUUCUUCAAUCGCCGCCGCACAACGCCCAACCAGGUUCUGCGACAAGGCAACUCUCUCCGCCCCAAAAGCCAGAUCCAGUCUAGAGCGUCGGCACCAACCUCUCAAAAGAGCAACUCCACCAAUUUGCCUUUUUCGCGACCAACGCAUCGUGCCAGCCCGGCAACUCGAUUAAAAAACAAAACAAGAAAUUAAUUAAAGAACACAAAAAGCAUAAACAAAAACAAAAUGGCCGAGAUCACGGACCAGCACGACCAGACCUCACCCACCGAGCUUGAGGAUGCGCACUCGGUCGGCAACGGCAAUUCUGCUGCCCAAGAAAACCGAGGCAUUAAGCGCGCACGCCAAAGCGCCCCCGAUGAUGAUGACGACGACGACGAGAAGGGCGGCCGCGAACGCCGCAAGAUUGAAAUCAAGUUCAUCAAUGACAAGUCGCGUCGCCACAUCACCUUCUCCAAACGCAAGGCCGGUAUCAUGAAGAAGGCUUAUGAGCUAUCCGUCCUCACUGGCACCCAAGUUCUACUACUGGUUGUUUCCGAGACCGGUUUGGUCUACACCUUCACAACGCCCAAGCUCCAGCCACUGGUAACCAAGGCCGAGGGCAAGAACCUGAUCCAGGCAUGCCUAAAUGCGCCAGAACCUAGCGCUGGCAACGAGAAUGGUGUCGACGAUGGCCAAGUUGACUCGCCCGAGGAGCCGGCAUCCAACAUUCCCCCGCCACAAAGCCGCGCACCCGGCAUCCCAUCGCAGCACAACCCGCAUGGCAUGCCGCAAUACAACAUGCCAAAUGUAGGCAUGGACCCGUCAGCGAUGGCCUACCAAAGCUAUGUUCAGAGGGGAGGGCCGCAAUACGGUAUGCCACCUCAGUCGGGUAUGCCGCAACACAGCUCUCACCAGUCAUGAGUUGGAAUGCGCGUUGCUGCUUUCCGUCUACGAAAAUUUGCGUUGCGCCUCCGAAUACCGAUACCGAUACCCCACUCAUGCAUUUAUGAGACGUCACGUAGUCGAUUUCGCAUUCUCCGGGACAUCAUGGUAUUGAUGAUGGCUUCUUUGGUAAUAAAUUCAUACAGUUUCGUCGGCCUUUGGCGUUUAUUCAGUGGUGGCACUAUUCUUAGCAGUCCUAUGAACAAUACUCCUUUUUCACUGCCGCCACAACCCCCGGUAUAUACCAUUCAGCCACUCAGUUUUGACCACGCUACCACCCAUUCCUCUUCCGCGUCGGUCAGUGAAGGCUUUCCCCUAUACAUAUCAUUUUGGUGGCACCGAUGUUCCCGAUCUGGGUUCCCAUAAGGAGCUCUUGACUUUUUGGCAAAGACGACAGCAUCUUCUGCAGCUUCAACUUUUCCAUGUUGAGCGAUUGAAAAGCCUGCCAAAAUUUGGAAGCAGGGGUGGUGAACUCGGAAGGCAUUGAUCACAGAUCGGUUUAAUUGUUACCCAUUCUUCUUGGUUUAGGCGUCCGGCGGAGUGCAGGUUGCGGUGUUUUGAGAUUUUGUCGGACAACUCCUUUCCAAUUCUUCUUGCUCCUUAUGCUUCCUCAAACCUUUCUCCUUACACUACUUUGUUUGUUGGUUUCCCUUACGUGGAGGAUUAUGGGAACAUAUGGUGCAGAACUGCGGUGGUGCUAGUAACGAUAUACACAAGAAAUGAUUGGCAAUUGCAAUACUCUUCCUAAAUGGAUUGACUGCUUUAGAUAAGAGCGG
Molecule: messenger RNA, 2362 nt
Organism: Pyricularia grisea
Lineage: Eukaryota; Fungi; Ascomycota; Sordariomycetes; Magnaporthales; Pyriculariaceae
Exons: 3
Coding region: 891-1565 (224 amino acids)
Biological process (GO): positive regulation of transcription by RNA polymerase II
Molecular function (GO): RNA polymerase II cis-regulatory region sequence-specific DNA binding; protein dimerization activity; DNA-binding transcription factor activity, RNA polymerase II-specific
Source: RefSeq, a predicted model, not a curated record